This is a messenger RNA of Eimeria tenella, 2091 nucleotides long. RefSeq lists its product as uncharacterized. The record is from RefSeq and is a predicted model, not a curated record. NCBI's taxonomy places the organism in Eukaryota, Apicomplexa, Conoidasida, Eucoccidiorida, Eimeriidae. The transcript has a single exon. Bases 1 to 2091 code for a protein of 696 amino acids.
AUGUCCCGCUGCGGCCGCCGGGGUCGGUGCUCGGCGCUGCCGGCUGGCCUCCCUGCGCUGCUGGUCUUUGCGCUGCUGCUGCUGGGCGUCUGCGAAGGGAGCGAGCGGCCAGGCGAGGAUAUCUUCAACUCGCGAGCAGCAGAAACACACAGCAACAGCAGCAGCAGCAGCAGCAGCAGCGCGCACCCCUGGGGCGCCACCUGCGCAGCCUACAAGUCCAUAAACGUAGACUUUCCGCUGCUGCAGGCCAGGGCCUCCUACAACUUGGGGCCCCUGGUGCAGGGGGCCCCCCCGAUGGGUUGGGUUUGCAAAGCAGCAGAGCCUUUGUUUGAACUAGAGGAGUACCCGCCCUUCUUCCGGUCCGUCCUAUCCCUCUUGGUCGGCAGCAGCAGCAGCAGCAGCAGCAGCAGCAGCAGCAGCCACAAGCUCCACAGACACAAAGACAAACAUGUCUUCUUCACCUUCAACCCCUGCAAGCUGCUGCCCCACACUUGCCACGGCUCCCGCGGCCGUCUUUACAAGUUUGCUGCCAAACUCAAAAAGCCCCACGACCCCCACGAGGAGAUCAAUCGCCUCCUCGCAGACUUCCUCAAGGGGCCCCCGGGGGCCCCCCCGGGGGGCCCCCAGGGGGGGGGCCCCCAGGGGGGCCCCCAGGGGGGCCCCCAGGGGGGCCCCCAGGGGGGCCCCCAGGGGGGCCCCGGGGAAGGCGAGGAGGAAGCAGACACGACGGAGUGUCUGCAGAACGUGCUUGCUGCGAACUCGACUGCGGUGUACGGACACCGGGAGGAGCUGCUGCAGCAGCACCCGGAGAGCAACGGAGUGGGGGGGUUGUGGGGCGAUCCCGAAGUGAGCGACGAUCCCACUCCCUGGGAUCCACUGGACCCCACAGAUCCCUUUGGGGGCCUCCAGGCGAGCUUCCGCCACGCCCACGUGUUUUGUCCGGAAGCUGCGCUGCACAUCAACGUGCUGCUCAAGUGUCCCGCCGCUGCUGCUGCCAGCAGCAGCAGCAGCAGCGGCAGCAGCAGCAGCAGCGGCAGCAGCAGCAACUUCGAGCUCUGCGAACACUCCGACCCCUGCACCUUCCGCAUGGUCAUGUCUUCUACUGCGGCUUGCCCCACAGCCGUCGACUACGGCAGCGCCCCAGCAGCAGCAGCAGCAGCAGCAGCAGCGCCAGCAGCAGCAGCAGCAGCGGGGGGGCCUCCGCUCCCUGCACCCAAACACCAACCCAAGACGCAGCCAGACGGGGGGCCCCACAAAAAGGCUAGGGGGCCCUUUGAGGCAGUUGGGGCCUCAGCCAUUCAGCAGGACUUGCGCAGCAGCGGGCCCCACACGCACAGCGCUUCCCCAGCAGCAGCAGCAGCAGCAGCAGCAGAGGGGGGGGAGAGCCUAUGGGGCAGGCUGCCCUUCCUGCUGCUUUUGCUGCUGCGGGUUGGGCUGUGUCUGCUGAUCUUUGCCUGGAUAAUUCACACAAUUCGGGACUGGACAGAAACAAAAAUGCAAUAUGUUCCAUUUUCCGAAGACAAAGCAGCAGAAGCAGCAGCAGCAGCAGCAGCAAAUGUGAAUUCGUACGACAGCUGCGUGGAGGCGCUGAGGGGGCUCUCGAGCCCCCCAGCAGCAGAAGCAGCAGCAGCAGCAGCAAACGACUCCGACGGCUUCCAGCUGGCCGUGAAGUACCCAGAGGGCCCCGCCGCCAGCCGCCCAGCAGCAGCAACAGCAGCAGCAGCAGCAACAGCAGCAGCGGCAGCAGCAGCAGCAGCAAGGCCUCCGCGCCGCGCGCUGCGGGGCCUCUACUCAACCCCCGGGCGGCGGCUGCUGAGUGUCUGGCUGCCGCAAACAAUGGAAGCAGCAGCGCAGCAGCUGCAUGCGUUUUCGGAAGGAGCAGUGAAGGUCUGCAGCAAAGCUGCUGCUGCAGUUUCGCGCAGCAGCAGGGGCCCCGCGGGGGAGUUCACUGCUGCUGCUGCUGCUGCUGCUGGGCCCCAGUGGGAAUGGACUGACGCUCUCGACCUCAGCAGCACAGAAGCUGCUGCUGCAGCAGCAGAUUCUUUUCGCCAGCCCUCCCAGGGCCUCAGGGACUACGAAACCAUUAACUAG